Frankliniella occidentalis (western flower thrips) is the source of this 1312-nucleotide messenger RNA. RefSeq names its product putative glycerol kinase 5. Lineage: Eukaryota; Metazoa; Arthropoda; Insecta; Thysanoptera; Thripidae. The record is from RefSeq and is a predicted model, not a curated record. The annotation marks the transcript as partial. Gene Ontology annotation, cellular component: mitochondrion. Gene Ontology annotation, biological process: glycerol metabolic process; triglyceride metabolic process; glycerol-3-phosphate biosynthetic process. Gene Ontology annotation, molecular function: glycerol kinase activity. The transcript has 6 exons.
CCCUCCCCCCUGAUCGCCCCCUCCCACGGCACUUCCCGCGUCGUCCCUUUGGUGCUUUGAGCUUUGGUCGGCCGUCGCCUGCAAAUGUCGGGCAGAUGAUUGCCGAGUUCCGGGCGCUCCGGGGUCGUUGCGCAGACUUGGCAUGGAGGGCGCGGCGCCCGCACAGCCCUUCGUCGCGGCGCUGGACGUCGGGACGACGUCGAUACGCUGCCACAUCGUCGACGCGUCGGGGAACGUCAUCGCCACCGCCACGGACUCGGUGAAACUACUGUACCCGAAGCGCGGCUACGUGGAGAUAGACCCGGAGGUUCUCUGGGAGUCUUCCAGGAAGGUCGUCGAGGAUGCGAUCAAGGCGGCGGGCCUGAGGCCGGAGCAGGUGACGGCCCUCGGGGUGUCCACGCAGCGGAGCACCUUCGUGACGUGGGACCGCGCGACGGGGAAGCCCUUCCACAACUUCAUCACCUGGAAGGACGUGCGGGCCGACAGCAUCGUCAGGCAGUGGAACAGCUCGUUCACAUGGAGGGCGAUGCGCUUUGGCGCCCGCUGCCUGUACGCGGUGACGGGCAGCAAGCGCUUCCUCGCGGGCAGCGUGCUGCGCCUGAUGAACUCGCAGGUCACCUGCCGCUUCAGCUGGGCGCUCAGCAACGUGCCGGCGCUGCGGGAGGCCGUGGCGCAACGACGGGCCGCCUUCGGCACCGUCGACACCUGGCUCAUGUACAAGAUGACGGCGGGCAGGUGCCACGUGACUGACGUGUCGUCGGCGUCCGCCACGGGCUUCUUCGACCCCUUCACCAUGACGUGGGGCUCGUGGGCGCUGGGGCUGUUCGGCAUCCCGGAGGACGCGCUGCCCGCCGUGGGCGACUCAGCGGGCGCGCUGGGCGAGAGCGACCCGGCUGUGUGGGGCGCGGCCAUCCCCAUCAGGAGUCUGAUUGCCGACCAGUCGGCGGCCGUGUUCGGGGCGUGCUGCUUCAAGCCCGAGCUCAUCAAGGUGACCAUGGGCACCGGCACCUUCGUCAACAUCAACACGGCGGGCAAGCCGCACGCGUCCGUCAAGGGGCUGUACCCGGUGGUGGGGUGGCGGGUCAAGGACGAGCUCGUGUACCUGGUGGAGGGCGCCUCCAACGACACGGCCAACAUCGUCAACUGGGGCCAGAGCGUCGGCCUCUACUCCGACCCCGCCCAGUCCUCCGCCAUGGCCGAGUCCGUCCCGGACUCUGACGGCAUCCUGUUCAUCCCGGCCUUCAGCGGCCUGCAGGCCCCCGUCAACGACUUCCAGGUGGGUGAAGCUGACGGCGACCUCUCUGUCGCCCCC